Molecule: messenger RNA, 2072 nt
Organism: Aedes aegypti (yellow fever mosquito)
Lineage: Eukaryota; Metazoa; Arthropoda; Insecta; Diptera; Culicidae
Gene: emei
Product: transmembrane protein 161B
Exons: 7
Coding region: 248-1768 (506 amino acids)
Source: RefSeq, a predicted model, not a curated record
GUCUUGUCAGUUUCGUUUUCGUCUCCGGCCGAUUUGCUUCGAAGGUGAUUUUUCGUGCGUGCGGGAGGUUGAAGAUGAGGUGCUAAACUGUGUUAAGUAAUUUAAAGUUCUGCGAUUCGGUGAAAUUAUAGUUUCGAGUGAAUUAAAGUUACGCAAUAAUUAAUGCUGCAUAGCGUUGGUAUACGUGGAAAACCUAUCUGCUGUGGCAUAUGAUUUUUUCGACGCUGGAAAGGAGUUAAAACCCGCAAUGGCCCUUCUGGGAGCUCAAUUGGUCAUCACCCUGAUUAUGGUCAGCGUGAUCCAGAAGCUGAGUCCACACUUCUCGCUGGCCAAAUGGAUUCUAUGUUCUACAGGACUUUCGAGGUAUUUGCACCCAACGGAUGACGAACUGCGGAAACUGUCCGGUGUUCCCCGGGAGAAGGCCAAGUCCAAAAAGGACAAACAACGGAACGGGCAUGUCGACCAGGGUAAAUCCUCGACGUUUCACAUUCCGAGAAGUUUGGACAUCCAGCUGGAGACCGUGGGAAUUUCGCCGUAUGAUAUCGUCCAUUUGAGGUACUACACCGAGUACCAGUGGCUGGUGGAUUUCAGCUUGUACGCUUCGAUUGUCUACGUUGUCUCCGAGGUGUACCAGUUCUUUUUCCCGCUCAAGGAAGAAUUCAAUCUCAGCAUGUUGUGGUGCCUGCUUGUUGUGUUCUUUGCAUUUAAACUUCUAGCAUCUCUCACGGUUCAGUACUUCCAAAGCGAGGAAUCGAUUGGCGAGCGAUCCACAUGUAUCGUAACCGGUCUCAUAUAUUUGCUGAUUGCGAUGGUGAUUCUGAUCGUACCUGAGACAACUCUGGAAGUGGGACUAGAUCGUGCCUAUCGAAGCUUCAACGAGAGUGCAUCUGCGUUUUUGGAAACUCAAGGAUUGAACUCAUCAGGACCAGCAUCCAAAAUCGUGGUGAAAUUUUUCAUUGCUGUCAGCUGUGGCAUCCUUGGAGCUCUGUUCACCUUCCCUGGACUGCGUAUGGCAAGGAUGCAUUGGGAUUCACUCAGAUUUUGCCAAGACCGGAUGUGGUUGAAAUGCCUCCUAAAUCUCAGCUUCGCCAUGCCGUUCCUCCUAGUCCUUUUGUGGGUGAAGCCACUUAGCCGUGAUUACCUCACUGGGCGUGUCUUUGCAGGAAUGUCAGCCCCACUGCUUUCUUCGGAAGCAUUCGAAACCAUUCGGUUGGGAGCAGUUGUCUUCGCAGUGGUGUUACGAUUUCUGUUGAUGCCCAUCUACUUGCAAGCAUAUCUCAAUCUGGCCUACGAUCGAGUUGAGGAUCAAAAGAAGGAAGCCGGACGCAUCACGAACGUUGAUUUGCAGAAGAAGAUUAGUUCCAUAUUCUACUAUCUGUGCGUCGUUACCUUGCAGUAUGUCGCACCGAUCUUGAUGUGCUUGUUCUUUGCGUUGAUGUACAAAACGCUUGGCGAUUACACGUGGACCGGAUUCCUGCAGGAAGCGUUGCCUCUGAACGAAUGUCCUGCCGAUUUGGACACGCAGCGUGCAAUGGAUGCCGCGAUGGCAUCUGCUUCGUCCACUCAGGACACUGCUGCUUCAGCAGACGAUGGCAAUAUUAUGUCCACGGCACAAUCAAUUCAGCUCUCGUUGCAAAGCCUCAAAUCAGUGUUCACCAAAGACGUAUACCGGGGGUUAUUCGGCUUCGCUACGUGGUGGAGUUGUUUCAUUUGGUUUGCGGCCAGCUCGCUCGGAAUGGUCUACCAGUCAUAUUUCACAAAGUCGUAGAAACAAUUUCGUCUGAUUUUACGUCACGUCCACAAUGUUUUAAAGUUAGGAAGUUAUGUAUCGCAUUUAAGUUAUAAAAUGUGCAUUUUCAUGUUCAUCGAAGAAAUUUCAAAUCCAAUCGGCACAAGGAUAAUUGUAAGUCAAACUGAUCGAGUCAUGUUUCUAGCUUAUUAACUAGUUUGUAAAAUAAAUGAUCCCAUCGUUUGUGUGUAAAAGGCUUUGAACGAAGUAGUUUAGUCAUAACGAACAGCCGCAUAUUAUUGUAUCGUUUUGGGUUUACACUUUGAUUGCGCUUAUUUAUUCA